Molecule: messenger RNA, 1365 nt
Organism: Orycteropus afer afer
Lineage: Eukaryota; Metazoa; Chordata; Mammalia; Tubulidentata; Orycteropodidae
Gene: BPIFB6
Product: BPI fold containing family B member 6
Exons: 15
Coding region: 1-1365 (454 amino acids)
Molecular function (GO): lipid binding
Source: RefSeq, a predicted model, not a curated record
AUGCUGCGGAUCCUGUUCCUGGCACUCUGCGGGCUGCUGACAGGCACGCGAGCUGACCCUGGGGCCCUGCUGCGCCUGGGCAUGGACCUCAUGAACCGCGAGGUCCAGAGUGCCAUGGAUGAGAGUCACAUUCUGGAGAAGAUGGCAGCGGAGGCGGGCAAGAAACGGCCGGGGAUGAAACCCAUCAAGGGCAUCACUAAUCUAAAGGUGAAGGAUGUCCAGCUGCCUGUCAUCACACUGAGCUUCGUACCUGGGGUGGGCAUCUUUCAGUGCGUGUCCACUGGCAUGACCAUCACUGGCAAAAGCUUCAUGGGUGGAAACAUGGAGAUCAUUGUGGUCCUGAAUAUCACAGCCACCAACCGGCUUCUGCAGGAUGAGGAGACGGGCCUCCCCACAUUCAAGAGCGAGGGCUGUGAGAUCAUCCUGGUCAGUGUGAAGACCAACCUGCCUAGCAAUAUGCUACCCAAAGUGGUCAACAAGUUCCUAGACAGCACCCUACACAAAGUUCUCCCUGGCCUGAUGUGUCCAGCCAUUGACGCAGUCCUGGUGUAUGUGAACAAAAAGUGGGCCAACCUGAGUGCUCCUAUGCCUGUGGGGCAGGUGGGCACUGUCAAAUAUGUCCUGGCAUCCACACCAACUACCACAGCCAGCUACAUCCAAGUGGACUUAAGUCCUGUGGUGCAGCAGGAAGGGGGAGAGACGAUCGAGCUUCCUGAUGCCAGGGAGGACCUUGAAGUCCCCGAGAACUACGCCGAAGGGUCGUCACAGGUAGAGCUCUCAGCCGCCUUCCUCACAGCCGAGCUCACCCUGCUGCAGAAGUCCUUCGAUGUGAAAAUCCAGGACAUGAAAAUUGGUAAUAUGCCCCCACAAACCACCAAGACUCUGGCUGGCUUCAUCCCUGAAGUCGCUGAAGCCUAUCCCAAGCCAAAGCCCUUGGUGAUGGAGAUCAAGAUAAACAAGCCCCCCAAGGUCACCAUGAAGACAGGCAAAAGUCGGCUUCACCUCCAUGGCACCAUAGAGAUGUUGGCUGCUAGACGGAAGAGCAAGGCUCCUGUGUCCCUAUUCCUCCUGGAAGUCCACUUCAACCUGAAAAUCCAGUACUCAGUGCAUGGCAACAGGCUGAAGAUGGCCACAUCUCUGUACAGAUUACUGAGUCUGUCCCGGGAGUCCUCAUCAAUUGGCCCAUUUGAUGAGCAGGAAUUGACUGGCUUCAUCACCAAUUAUCUCCAAGAGGCUUACAUCCCAGUUGUCAAUGAUGUGCUCCAGGUUGGGCUCCCGCUCCCGGACUUUCUGGGCAUGAAUUACAACCAGGCUGACCUGAACACAGUAGAGAACGCUCUGGUACUGAAUUUGAAGUUGGAAUGA